Molecule: messenger RNA, 1280 nt
Organism: Gadus chalcogrammus (walleye pollock)
Lineage: Eukaryota; Metazoa; Chordata; Actinopteri; Gadiformes; Gadidae
Exons: 3
Coding region: 102-1280 (392 amino acids)
Source: RefSeq, a predicted model, not a curated record
CAGCUCCAACAUGUCCUGCGCCUCCUGUCAGGCAGCCAGCAGCCCCAGGCUACAAUCAGGAUGUUGCACAGUGGAACUGCUCCCAUCAGCAGCAGAUCUGGAUGAAGACUGAGUUUGAGACAUUGGGUCUGUGGCCAGGGUCACGUCCAGUACGUCACCCAAUGAACAUGAUUACCCUGUGGCGCUAUCCACCUCAGCCUGAGCUCAUAGACAAUAUUGCUGCACUGCCUUCGCCCAAAUAUUUUCAGCUCCACCCAUUCUUCAUUUGGAAGCCGGAGCAUGCAAUCAUGGAGAGGGUGAGGAACAAUUUUGUCCUGCCCUGCCUUCAUGGUUGUCCCAACCCUCAGGUAGCUUCUUCUGGUGUUGGACGGCCCAGAGUGAUCAUCGGCACCAGUGGUCAGUACUAUCUCUUUGCUUCACGGCUCACCUGUAAAGCCUGUAAGAGGUACUGGCAUGCUGACAAACCCCAAUGGCUGGAGAUGUUGCCAAAGCGCUUCAAUAACAUUGUGCCAGCCUUCCUGACGCACAAAAAAGCCAUCUGCAAAUCGGUGAUGGAUGAGCUGAGACGCAGUGGCAGAUCACCGGAGGACAUGACCAAGCAGCUGACAGAGGCGGUCCAUCUUAAGUAUGAGCGAGCUCAUCUGGCCUACCUGCUGAGUGUGCAGAACAUCAGGGAUGCUGAGGAAGGAGCCUACGGCCAGAAGACCAUCACUGGGCACCUCAGACAGGCAGACACUCCAGCUUCAUUCGGGGGAUAUUCAGAUGCUGAUGGCUGGCGGGGAGUGUCUCUUUCUUCGCACUACCUGGUCAACUGCCAGGUCCAGGAGUAUCAGAGGCAGGAGCAGCUCCUCACACUACUGCUGCAGGGGACCUUUGGACGGGCACUGAGGUCGGAUCACACUCGGAAAGUGGCGAGGAAGGUCGUGCUGUCGUCUGGCACCAUGUCUUCCUACGCCAUCAUGAAUGAGAACUGGAUGAUCCUGAGCUGGGUGAUGCUGCAGUCAGAGUGUGAUCGGUCCCUUCAUCUGGUGUAUCAGGGACUGGCUCAACGCUACACUGCAGCUGGAGUGGAGAAGGCAUGCUGCCACUGGGUGGACAGGGACUGCUGUGCUGCCUUCAAGGUCCUGGACACCAGAGCUCAGGAGCACCUGUCAUGGGACUGCUGGAAGACCACAGAGGCUAUAGUCACAGAGGCCACCUCUGGAAACCUCGCCAACACAAGUGCCGCAAGGAACAAGUUUAAUGUAGACAUUAGCAUCAAGGGGAUCUCGAGAGGCUGA